AUGGAAGAAAAUGAUCAUAGCAACAGAGAUGCAGAGCGCCAGGAUUCCGGUGAUGAAUCCGACAGAGCCAUUCUUCCACUGUUACAAGCACCGGUCAACCUACUCCCCCACCGAAUUACAAACUUUUUCAUCGACAAUAUUUUACGACCGGACUUCGGACGCAGGAAAGAGGGGGCACUGAACCGGGAAUCAAGCAUUCGUAGAGGACGGGAGAAUCACUCUUCUGGAUUCAGAUUGGGUCAUGUGGAGGGGACUGUAGCAGAAGAAGGGACUUCGAAUCCUAGCUCCAUAAAUGGAGCAAAGAAAGUCAACAUUGCUGAGGAAGAAUCUCUAAAGCCACGAGAAGAGAGUGGAAAUCAGUGCAUAAGUUCAGAUUCGGAUAGUUCGCAAACCAACAGCUCCCCAUCAUCACAGCCUUUGCUCUGGCCAGCCUGGGUGUAUUGUACCAGAUAUUCGGAUCGGCCAUCUUCAGGACCAAGAUCUCGCAAACCAAAGACAAAAACCCCAAGCAAAGAAGACAAGCGUCCUAGGACUGCCUUUACCGCCGAGCAACUACAGAGACUGAAGACAGAGUUUCAGAAUAAUCGGUAUCUUACAGAACAGCGACGACAGAGCCUGGCGCAAGAACUCGGCCUUAACGAGUCUCAAAUUAAAAUAUGGUUUCAAAACAAGAGGGCGAAGAUCAAGAAAGCCACCGGGGGCAAGAAUUCACUUGCACUACAACUGAUGGCACAAGGACUCUAUAAUCACGCAACAUCCGCAAAAGACGACAAAUCAGACAGUGACUGAUGCCUGGGAAAAAGAUUCAAUGCAAUAAUUUAAAGGGCCAGUGUACAAAAAUACCAGCGUUUAUGAGUUUCAAAAAUGUAUGAGUACCUAUAAUUCUGCAAUAUUAUGUGUAUAUAUGUGUUAUUAUUGACAGGUAUAAUGAUGUGGAACAAAACAAAAAACUUCUUCAAACUAUUACUAUUUGCUGUAUGAUUUUCUGGAACUUUUAAAACAAGCGCUUUUUGAUUCGCACUUGACGUUGAGAUAUUACAGUAACCAUGAAAUUCAUGCUGAAGUCCAAAGAUUUUUUCUGCUGCAUUCAGGCAACUGUGAC
Engraulis encrasicolus (European anchovy) is the source of this 1102-nucleotide messenger RNA. It is a transcript of the gene en2b, whose product is annotated as engrailed homeobox 2b. Bases 1 to 789 code for a protein of 262 amino acids. The record is from RefSeq and is a predicted model, not a curated record. NCBI's taxonomy places the organism in Eukaryota, Metazoa, Chordata, Actinopteri, Clupeiformes, Engraulidae. Gene Ontology annotation, cellular component: nucleus. Gene Ontology annotation, biological process: multicellular organism development; regulation of transcription by RNA polymerase II; neuron differentiation. Gene Ontology annotation, molecular function: DNA-binding transcription factor activity, RNA polymerase II-specific; RNA polymerase II cis-regulatory region sequence-specific DNA binding. The transcript is spliced from 2 exons.